CACAGAUGAGUUUUAUGUGUUGCUUUGGAGUUCAAUGCUGGUUUCUAACACAUUGAGCUGUGAGAGAGUUUGGUUUAGUUUGUGUUCUGUUCCAGCAUAAAGCCUGUCCUCCUGCAGAAUGGCAGACAAGCCUGACAUCAGUGAGAUCUCUCACUUUGAUAAGAGCAAGCUGAAGAAGACCGAGACGCAGGAGAAGAAUACUCUACCUACCAAAGAGACCAUUGAACAGGAGAAGCAGUGUGACUCGUAGGCAGCCAGCUCCUGUUUAUCACAUCACCAAGGACAAUGAAGGGCUUCUUGAAGAUCUCACAGGCAACAUGGCUUCUAACCAGCAGUGCCAUCUGUGGCAAAGGUUGGAGUCGAACCUUGAUGGAAGCUGAAGGAUGCCCUGUGAGCAAGAACUAGGCUGUUUGGCCUGAUGGAGGGACUAGUGUGGUGAUGGGUGGUACAUGCCUUCUUAUUGAACUUGGUGAAAUAAAGAUUG
This is a messenger RNA of Colossoma macropomum (tambaqui), 484 nucleotides long. RefSeq names its product thymosin beta-b. The transcript has 3 exons. NCBI's taxonomy places the organism in Eukaryota, Metazoa, Chordata, Actinopteri, Characiformes, Serrasalmidae. Gene Ontology annotation, cellular component: cytoplasm. Gene Ontology annotation, molecular function: actin monomer binding. The coding region runs from base 119 to 250 and encodes 43 amino acids. The record is from RefSeq and is a predicted model, not a curated record. Gene Ontology annotation, biological process: regulation of cell migration; actin filament organization.